AAAAAAGUUGUAAGUUUCGACGCUGGAGCGCCAUUUUGUUUGCUUUUCUUCUUUUAGAACCUAUAUUUAUGGAACCCACGAAUUAAAGUUUUUCUCCCCUUUUAAUCCGAUAACCAAUUUAUAUUUUUUCAUGUACCAAAACUGAAAUCCAUGGCUUGUCUAAGCCUUUGCGUUCCGGAGGGUGAAAUUGACGAGCUGCUUGAACAUGUUCCUUUAUCAACGAGGCGAACGUUAUUACUUUCUCCCACCGUUUCGUACGAGAACCAACACGAAACCUCCAAUUUACUGGGCCCUCUUUCCCUCCCUCCUUGCUCUGCUCGAGAUCAGGUGGAUCAACAAUUGCCAAGCGAUAGUCCUAAUUGCAAUGUUACUGCUGGUGCUUUUGAAGUUGCAACUGGUGAAGAUCUGAUAGGUUCUUCUGCAGUUUCUCGAGGUUAUCUGCAGGUAUCUUCUUUCCAUGAUGUAGGUUUGCCAAUAAAUGGCAACAGUCAAGGACAUCAAUCAGACGAGCUGACAGCCUUAGCUUCCUGCCAAGAUGUAGAUUUGCCUAUAAAUGGAAACAGCCAAGGAAGUGAAGCUGAUGCUUCCGAACUGGAGGAAAUCAAUUCUGGUGUGUGCGUCCCUUUAAAUCUUGUGCCUUCAGAUGUUUCUCCUAAUGAAAAAGUUGAUUGUGCUGAUAACAUGCCGUUGAGUUUAUCAAAAGGUGAUACAAAUAAUUCUACCAGUAUUGGUGUUAUAGCUGUGAAUAAGAUGGAUAAAAAGCUCAGUGAAUGUACAUUUGGUGAACUUGACCACAUUGUAUUGAAAGAAAGAAGAAAAUUGCUUCUAAAAAGGAAAUUUUUGGAAUUGGAAAAGCCAGCUCCAGAGGGUACUCCUGUGGGGUUGACAGAAGAUACUAUAGAUUACUCUACCAAGAGAAUUAAACAAAAGUUUCAGCCUAUUGAUGCAGAUGGUUCAUCUAGUUCGGAAUGCUAUGCUUGGAGGAACAAAAGAAAGCUUCAAUAUGUUGAUGGAAAAUCCUGGUCAGGGACUGAAUCUGAUAGAUCAGGAAAACGAAAGGGAGAAAGCAACAUAAUAUGUACCUCUGAGAGAAUAUCAACAGAAUUCAAAUUGCGUGAUGGAGAUGAUUUUGUAUCUGCAAAUACAAAUAAUAUGUGCAAUUCAAGUUUGAAUACUUCUGUCAAAGUGAAAGAUGAACCAUUGCAUUAUAAUAACUUGCAAAAUCCCACAAGGAGAACUUUCAAUAACAUGGUAUCAAUGAAGUGUGAAGAGGACAUCUAUGACGUAAUAGACCAUAUGCUUCUACGAGAUCGGAUGAAGCUGCCAAUAUUAUUUGAGGAUUUUGAAUUGAAUUCUUCCACAAAUUGUGAGGGCUUGUCGAAAAGUGAGCCUGCCGCCUUUGGAUAUAGCCCUUUUGUUUCUGAACCUGCCAAACCUAUAAUGUUAAUCCAUCGAAGGAGUAGAAAGAAGACUGCCACGGAUUCGGUUGCAACAGCAUUAGAAGAAGAUGCACCUGGACUUCUCAAGGUUUUGCUUGAUAAAGGUGUGUCGGUUAAUGAAAUUAAGCUUUAUGGGGAGUCUGAGAAUGGUGAUCCUAUAGAUGAAUCAUUCAGCGAAGACAGCUUCUCAGAGCUUGAAGCUGUAAUGACAAAGUUAUUCUCUCAGCGCAGCCAUCUUUUUAAGUUCGCCUCUAUACGAUGCCCAAAGGGCCCAAGACCUAGUUAUUGCUUGGCUUGCCUAUUCUCACUUGUGGAGCAGACCCGUUAUCUGCAGUUUCGUAAAUGGCCAGUUGAAUGGGGUUGGUGCCGAGAUCUUCAAUCUUUUAUAUUUGUCUUUAAAAGACAUCAUAGAAUUGUACUUGAACGUCCAGAAUAUGGUUUUGCAACAUACUUUUUUGAGCUGUUAGAUUCCUUAACCGUUGGCUGGCAGGUCAUGAGAUUGGUGACUGCCAUGAAGCUUACUAGCUGUGGCAGGAUAACGCUGAUUGAGAACAAACCAUUAUCGAUUGGAGAAGACUUGAGUGAAGGUGAGGCAAAGGUGUUGAUGCAGUAUGGUUGGGUUCCGAAUACUGGCUUGGGAACACUGCUCAAUUACUGUGACAGAGUUGUCCAUGAUCGAAAAAACGAAAGUGACAUGUCGGAAUGGAGAUCAAAAAUAGGAAAGCUGCUGGUAGAUGCAUAUAACAGUGGAACUAUCGUCUCAAGCUGUCCCGUAGAGGAUGUCAAUGAACAGGAUGGUGUGAAUACAGAGAUUAAACACGAGCUUUGAUCGCAAUCAAGGAAUGAGCUCAAACCCCAGUUUUUUGUCUCUCUCAGAAUAGG
Messenger RNA from Hibiscus syriacus, 2321 nucleotides. RefSeq lists its product as uncharacterized. The transcript has 14 exons. The record is from RefSeq and is a predicted model, not a curated record. NCBI's taxonomy places the organism in Eukaryota, Viridiplantae, Streptophyta, Magnoliopsida, Malvales, Malvaceae. Bases 151 to 2268 code for a protein of 705 amino acids.